This is a messenger RNA of Meyerozyma guilliermondii ATCC 6260, 1272 nucleotides long. RefSeq names its product COMPASS subunit protein (gene SWD1). The coding region runs from base 1 to 1272 and encodes 423 amino acids. Gene Ontology annotation, cellular component: Set1C/COMPASS complex. Gene Ontology annotation, molecular function: protein binding. NCBI's taxonomy places the organism in Eukaryota, Fungi, Ascomycota, Pichiomycetes, Serinales, Debaryomycetaceae. The record is from RefSeq and is a predicted model, not a curated record. The transcript has a single exon.
AUGAACUUAUCGCUUCUGGACCCCUUUGCUGUGGCGAAAGAGUACCCCGAAUCACUCACACAAUCCUUGGCAUAUGGGCAUUCUGUAGUGAUUCAAUUUAGUCACAAAGGUGACUAUUUGGCUCUGGGGCUUGCCGAUGGCUCGAUCGUGAUUUACGACUUGGUAUGCAACGGAGGUAUAAUAACACAUUUAUAUCGCAAUGGCCAUCUACGACCGAUCACCUCACUCAGCUGGUCUCGCUGUGGUCGCUACUUGUUGUCAACGUCACAAGAUUGGACAAUCAAGCUCUGGGACUUAUCAAUGGUGAAUCAAGGUGACGACAUUGAUCCAGUUAUAAGAACUGUUACGUUCGAUGGACCCGUGUGGAGUGCAGUACUUCAUCCCAAAAACCCGUUUUUGUUCGUGGCUUCGUUGUUUGAAGACAGUGCUGCUGUUGUGGACAUGACUGAUGAUAUCAAGAUCUCCCGUUUAUCUGCUCAUCCUAAGGGACAAGAAGACUCAAAAGACAAACAUUUGACCCUCACUUCGGUAUUUACACCAGACGAAGAAGGGUCUUAUAUCUUUGCAGGAACGUCAAAGGGCUGGAUCAACAUUUUUGACUUGUCCACCCUAAACAAAGUGCACUCCGUAAAGGUUGCAAAUGCUAAUAUCAAAAACGUCGUUAUAUCACCAAACGGCCGCAAGCUCGCUGUCAAUGCUUCAGACAGAAUCAUACGCCAAAUAAACCUUUCCGAUUUCAUCAAUACGGCACCAGAAGAAUGGGAGUUCGAGGUUGAACACAAGUACCAGGAUGUAGUCAAUCGGCUCCAAUGGAAUACUGUGGCAUUCAACCACAACGGCGACUUCUUAUGUGCUUCUACAUUCGGUCAACUGUCCCAAGACUUGUACGUUUGGGAGACUUCUCUCGGAUCGCUCAUUAAGAUCUUGGAGGGGAGUUCGGAAGAGUUGGUGGAUCUCAAGUGGAAUUACCCUCGCUGUAUAAUUGGUUCCACGGGACUUGAUAGCGGUACUAUCUACUUGUGGCUGGUGCCAUUCCCACAGAAAUGGAGUGCUUUAGCACCGGAUUUCGUGGAGAUAGAAGAGAACAUCGAGUACGAAGAAAAAGAAGAUGAGUUCGAUAUCAUCGACGACGAUCUACUCAACAAGAAAAGGCUUCAGGAAGAAGAUCUACAAGUCGACGUCUUGCUGAAGGAAUUGGUGGAUGCCCGUGGGUUCACGAUACAGGAGGCAUUUGUUAUCCCCGUCGAUUACAGACGCAAAUAUGGAGCAUGA